Thrips palmi is the source of this 5703-nucleotide messenger RNA. RefSeq names its product DNA excision repair protein ERCC-6-like. Lineage: Eukaryota; Metazoa; Arthropoda; Insecta; Thysanoptera; Thripidae. Gene Ontology annotation, biological process: transcription-coupled nucleotide-excision repair. The record is from RefSeq and is a predicted model, not a curated record. Gene Ontology annotation, cellular component: nucleus. Bases 203 to 5089 code for a protein of 1628 amino acids. Gene Ontology annotation, molecular function: ATP binding; ATP-dependent chromatin remodeler activity. The transcript has 18 exons.
UCUCUGUGAUGAUGCUCGACAGUGAGAGAACGAACGAUUGUGCAAAGUGAGGCAACUGUGUUUGUAGAAGGUGUUUGUAUCUAUAUAGACAGUCAGCAGCAUUUUGUAGAACUCAUGAGUAAAGAACGUCCCAUUCUCCAUUUGUAAGUGACUUUUUAUUGAAAAAUGUUUAUGGUAGAUCCAGUAACACUGAAAAGGAAAAAUGGAGAAAAUCAUCAAUGAAAAUGACAACUCUAUGGAUACGAUGGAUACAUCACUACUAACUGACACCCGAAGAGAAAGUUUAUCACUCGAGGAAAGUGAAAUGCAAAUGUCAAUCAAAAUGGAAGGCAGCCAAUCAGAUGAAGAAACAGGUGAAAUCAAGGGUGUCAUCAAUGAAAACAAGGAUCCUAUUUGUACCUCGUUACUGAUUGACACUCCGAAGGAAAGUUUGCUUGAAGAGGAAAAAGAAACACAAACUUCGAUUAAGACAGAAGGGGACCAAUCGGGCGAUUACUUACCCAGUGAUCUUAACAUUCAAUCUGAGGCCACACCUCAGCAAAGACAGUCAAGAUUUGAGGUAGAUGUCAAUCAAAUAGAAUCUGUCACAGUAGAAGAUCAGGAUGCUGACAUCCAGUCUUUAGGCCUUACUGUUUACAACCAAAGUGCUUUAGAACGUGGGAUUUGGGACCAAGUGGAAAGAGAAACUAGGAAACGAGAAGCUCAACAAGAACUAGUUUACGUCUCUACAAAGUUAAAACUGGCAGAGGAGCAGCUCAAACGAGUUGAGGCAGCCAAAGGUGUUAAGAGGUCAAUUCUUCAGUCAGCUUUGGAGGAACCAGCCAGAAAAAAGCUAAACAUCACUGCAUUGAAGAAACACAAAGAUGCAACGCAAGAGACGGUAGAGCAGCUUCGUUUGAAGCAGGCCAAAUUACAAGCACAGUUGAACAGCAAAGUUCAGACAAAGAACAAUGAAAAUGCGCAGGAAUCAGAAAGAGAUCGUAAGAUACGAAUGGGUGAAAUGACUCCCUUUGGUACUACUGCUAAUGCUGCAUCUAGCGACUUAAGCAGUUUUGAAAAAUAUCUGAAAAGUCAACAAGAGCUUCACAAAAAAAUGAUGAGUACUUGUACAACAAAAAGCAAAUCAAGUUCCAAAUCAACUAAAAGGCAAGGCUCAGAGAAACACUCACAACCCUCAGCAAAACAGAAAACACCUCCAAGCAAAACAAUUUUAAAGAAAAACAUCCUUUUUCCUAAGAAAAAAAUACCUAAGGAAAGACUAGGAACUACCACUAGUGAGCUUGAGGAAGACCAAAGACGACGUCCUGGGGAUGCACCUGCUGAAAUCAGUGUUGUUGAUCUCGAGGAAUCGGGAAGUGAAUAUGUGCCUUCUGGAACAGAUGAUGAGGACUACCAAGUUGAAAGUCCUGUAAAGAAACAACCUGUUAGUCAUCCUUCCAAGAAAGGGAAACCAUUUGCCGCUCCCAGAAAAGGUCCCCUAUCUGAUAAGUGGGCAGGAGGUUCCCUCAAGCGCCGCAGGAAGUGUAGUAAAGCAUUGCCAGAUGGAGAUCAAGAAGAAUGGAGAAGUGAUGACUCCGAUUGGAUAUGCACUGAUGAUGAAGAAUUCAGUAGUGACAAUGAUUCUGGAGGAAAUUCUAAGAGAAAAUCCAGAAGAGCCAAAGAUGAUGGUAAUAGUGAAGACUUUUUUAGAAGAGUUAAAGUGUGGGAAAGACAAAAUGAGGGAUUGCGUGAUCAGAUGGAAGUAGAUGUUCAUGAGUUUGAUAACGGGUUUAAAGUGCCCAACUCUAUUUGGGACAAGCUUUACACAUAUCAACAAGUUGGAGUGAGGUGGAUGUGGGAACUGAAUCAGCAGAAGUGUGGUGGUAUUUUGGGAGAUGAAAUGGGCCUCGGGAAGACAAUUCAAAUCAUAUCUUUCUUAGCUGGUCUCUUCAUCAGUAAAUUGAAAUGUCGGACCACUGGAUACCGUGGUCUUGGACCAACUCUCAUAGUUUGUCCCACAACAGUCAUGCAUCAGUGGGUGCGUGAGUUUCACUUGUGGUGUCCUCCAUUGAGAGUUUCUAUUCUUCAUGAAUCGGGCUCCUACACUGGAAAACGUUCUCAAUUGAUCAGAGAAAUGCUCCAUGAAAAGGGUGUGAUGAUAACAUCAUAUACUGCUGUUGUGCGUCUUCAAAACCAUUUGCUUCACCAACGCUGGCAUUAUGUUAUUCUAGAUGAAGGUCACAAAAUACGCAACCCUGAUGCUCAGGUGACAAUAGCUCUGAAGCAGCUGAGAACACCACAUCGCAUUAUUUUGUCAGGGUCACCUUUACAAAAUCAUCUCCGUGAGUUAUGGUCAUUAAUGGAUUUUGUUUUUCCUGGAAAACUGGGCACUCUGCCUGUUUUCAUGUCUGAGUUUGCUGUGCCCAUUAGUCAAGGAGGAUACACAAAUGCCUCAGAAGUUAUGGUUGCUACAGCAUUUAAGUGUGCUUCUGUUCUCCGAGACACUAUUGCUCCCUACCUGUUGAGGCGUAUGAAAGCAGAUGUGAGUGACCACAUAAAACUUCCCUCCAAAAAUGAGCAAGUUUUAUUUUGUCGUCUUACUGAGGAACAACGAGACCUUUACAAGGAAUACUUGCAGUGUGGUGAAGUUGGGAGAAUUUUGGACGGUCGUUGUCAAAUUUUUGUUGGUUUGAUUAAUCUACGUAAAAUUUGCAACCACCCUCAUCUUUAUUCGGGUGGACCGAAAUUACUUUCCCAUGAGAAAGAAGAAAAUUUGUCGGUAGAAGAGCGGUUUGGUCACUGGGAAAAGGCAGGUAAAAUGGUUGUAAUAGAAGCACUCCUCAAAAUGUGGCACAAACAAGAGCAUAGAGUUCUUAUAUUCACACAAAGCAGACAGAUGCUGCUUAUUAUGGAAAAAUUAGUCAGUGAUAAGGGUUACAAGUAUUUGAAACUGGAUGGUGGCACUUCUAUUGCUGCACGUCAACCUCUGAUUAAUAAAUUUAAUGAGGAUAAAUCCUUCUUUCUUAUGCUUUUGACUACGAGAGUCGGUGGGCUGGGAGUGAAUCUCACAGGUGCUAAUCGUGUAGUCAUUUAUGACCCUGAUUGGAACCCAGCAACUGACACCCAGGCUCGGGAACGGGCGUGGAGAAUUGGUCAGCAAAAUGCUGUUACUGUGUAUCGGUUAAUAACAGCUGGCACCAUAGAGGAAAAGAUGUAUCAUCGUCAAAUCUUCAAACAGUUUUUGUGCAAUAAGGUUCUAAAAGAUCCACGCCAGCGAAGAUUUUUUCAGUCAAGUGACCUUUUAGACUUGUUUACAUUGAAAGAAACUGAUGAUGCUACAACAGAAACAUCUGCAAUAUUUGCUGGAACCAAUUCCCAGGUUCAUGUCAAACCCAAGCAAGAAAAUAAGAAAAGUCCCAGGGAUAAAAGAAUUUCUCAUGGUUCAUCACAUCACUCUCAUAAUCACCUUCAGGAUUCAUCACCUCAUCCCCAUAAAUCCAAACAUGAAAAGUCCAAAGCUCACUCAGACGGUAGGACUAAGUCUAGCAGACUGGAACAAACUGCCAAAAUUAGUUUUUCACAAGAUAAGCUCGAGCAUAUGAAAAAGCUUGCUCACGAACUCAGUUUGAAACUUUCGAGUAAAGUUUCUGCCAAAGAAAAUGCUGUUGUGGAUAAGGAACCCCCACAAGUACCAAAUAGUGCUGAAAAUAUUGAUAAAGUUGAUAAAAUUGGAGUGUGUGAAUUAGAUGAAGCAAAAGUACAACCAGAUUCUAGUGACAAAGAUGGGUCUGAUGAUCCAGCGGCCUAUAAAAAUGAAAAUGGAGUUGAGAAAGAAUGUGGAGAGCACCAAUCAGAAAGUGUUUUGCCUGAAGUAGGCCCUCUUGAAGAAGUAAUUAUGGCAGAUGAUUCUGAUGAUGAUCUUGAAGGUAUGAAACAGUUUGCUCAGGAACUAAGUAAAGAACUACUGAAGAAAGUGAAAACUGCUGCAGCAGUUAACAUACCAAAGAUUUGUGAAUCGGAUGGUGUUGCAAGAUCCAACUCUCAAACAGAUGGGGUCCUUAAAGUUAGGGAUUCUGUUGAGAAUCUUGCCACUGAUGCCUCUGCUUUAGAUGGCAGUAUUAGGAAAAGUACUCAGGUGUCAACAGAAAUACCUCAAAAAGUGCCAGAAAUUGAUGGUCGAAUUGCCAAAGAAACAACAUUGUCUGGUAGACCAGAUACUUCCUCUCAGUUGGUCUUUAUAGGCCACAAUAAUCAUAAUUCCAAACCGAAAGAGUCUAGAGAAAGUUCUACAUCAUCAAGACACAGAAAAAGCAAGAAGCAUAAAAAAAGUAGGCACAGAGAUGCUGUUUUUGAGGGAGAAAGAGUGAAAGGCCUGGUUAAGGCAUCUGUUUUGGAAGAGAAAUCCAAAGAAGAAAUUGAGGAGCGGGCUUCUCACAAUGCGAAACAAGAUGAUUAUGUUUUGAGGAAACUCUUUGCUAAAACUGGAAUUAAAACGGCCAUGCAGCAUGAGAGAGUGAUGCAGUCUGGCGACGCAGAUUAUGCUUUGGUCGAAGGUGAAGCACGCAGAGUGGCCCAGGAAGCUGUGAAGGCAAUGAAAGCGUCACGGCAACAAUGUUGGAAUCCGAUGUCAGGUCAAGCCACAUGGACAGGUUCAAGUGGUGCUAUCAGAAUACCACAGGGAGGAGAAAAUAGACCCCAGCCGUCAAGGCCCAAAUUUGGAAAGAAAAAGACUCUUCAGAAGAAGAGCAGCACUCAGACAUCAAAUGAUGCAGAGGCUGAAGAUGAGGCUGGGUCCAGUUCUCUUCUGGCGCGUAUUCGUGCACGAAACUUGCUUUUGAAUGAGGAUGAUGAUGAUGCCAACGCAACAGGUCCACCACCUAGUGUGCCGGACAGCAAUAAAGAACUGUUGGAUGACAUAAGAACGUUCGUUUCAUUUGGAGCCAGUGUUGAUGGCCGCGCAACCACGGAAGAAGUGAUCACUCAAUUCCGGGACCGUCUUCCCCCUCAGUCAUCAGCUUUGUUCAAGCAAAUGCUCAUGCAAAUUUGUGAAUUUCAUCGGCUGCCCAGUGGGCAGGGAGUUUGGAAACUCAUUCCUGAUUUUAGGUGGUAGAUAUCCAUUGUCUAUCAUUUGUUGAUAUUGUGAUAAAAUUUGAUUCAUAUCAAAGUACUAAAAGAAAGUGAGAUCUGAAUAGAUUGUGUGCUGUAUUGCUAAACAGAAAGACAGAUAAAUUUUAAAAUUGAAAUACAUUAAUUGGACUUUUUAAAGUUAUUGAAAUGUUUAAUUGUUUUGGUAGCUCAUGUCUGUCAGCACUAAUUGAAUGUGCUUAAGUUUCUCAUGGAUUUUAAAAUUUUAUUUGAGUCAGUUUUCUACUUUUAAUCUUAUCAGUACAUCAAUGAAAGGCUGAUUUCCACAUUCUGAUGAGAAGAGCCUCUUUUUAACUGCAUUCUUGUCUCACUUUUUCUGUUCCAAGUACCUGUUCUGUACAAGUAUUAAUGUUUUUGUUGUUAGGCAGUUUUUGUGUUUUUGUUAUACAGAGUGGCCCAUGGACCCCAUAACGUGGGAAUAAAUGCUGUGCUUGGCAGCUGGUCCAUGAGACACCCUGUAUGUUGUUUGAAGUAUUUUUUACUUUGGAGGCUUUGCUCUGUUAAUUUUGGUUUUGAAGUCUGUUGUUUUGAUACUAAUGUUUUUUUAUGUGCCCUGUAAAUAAAGGAGUAAAAACUAAA